AUGCGGCGGUCGCUGCCGCGACGACUCCUCUCGACCGACGUCGGGGUCGCGCCACCACUACCACAAGAACAAUCGCACGUCGAGCAAGAGACCGCAUUCGUAUUGCCACCGCGCAAGCCCAAGCAGCAGCCGACCAAACCGUCGGCGGUCCGCUACCAAGUGCUGCGCGCCGACGCGACGUUGGCCGCUACAGGCCACGUGUACGCGGAAGGGUGCCUGCCCGGUGUCUUCUUUUACAAGUACCUCGCGUCGAUCGCCGAGCCGAGCAGCCACGGCGACGACGCGCCUGCGUUGCCGCCACCGUCCCAUUUGCAGCUGCGGUGCUGGAUACCCGACACCAUCAUCUUUGGCGGCGCCUUCCCGCCGCUAUGGCUCUACAGCGACAAGAGUGGCGUGAUCCGCAAGAGCAUUGGAUUUGUCGACACGCAGGUCAUGGACAAGCUCGGGAAUCGGCGGUUCGAGAACGACCCGGUCGUGCUCUUCAAGGAGCCCGUCGUGAUGAAAGCCGGCUUGGGACACGUCGUCUCGGGCAACCACGUCAAGCUCCUCUCGACGAUCGAGCUCCGGUCGGCGCUGACGAAAGCGGUCGGGUCGCCCGUGACGUUUGCGCUGCAAAAGUACGUCAAGCCCCGCGGCCCCAAAGCCUUUUUGGUCCGCGCCAUCUACAAGGCGGGCAAGGCGCCGACGGGCUGGAUGAUCAACAACAAGGCGCCGUUCCAGACACAGGAUGGCAACGCAGCGCCCGACGUCCGGCGCUUCUGUGCGUCGACCGGUGUGUACGACGCGUGCUCGUUUGUCAAGCUCUCGGAGCGCGCGUGCACCGACGUCUACGACAUCAACCUGCGGAUUGUCAAGUACCUCGAGCAAGCGCUCCGGGUCGCCCUCGAGCUCUUUGCUGCGGAUUUCAUCAAGGACGAUUUCGGUCAAUGGUGGCUCAUCCAAGUCAAGGCGUUUCAGCUCAAGCACGUGCGCGUCGGGCGGCCCCACGCGUUUGCGCCCAAGCUCAUGGCCGCCUACGAGCGGUCGCUCGUCGCCGACGACGUCCACGACGACGACGACGCGUCCCACAUCGACACCAAGGCCGCGCUCGAGGCCGAGAACGCCAAAGUCCACAAGAUGUUUCCGUGCAAAUUCUGCCAAGUGCCGCACUGUCCGUCCGAGCUCGCGUACAAGAUGACAAUGAAAAUGAUGCACGAGACGAUCGCGCGUCUGAGUCUCCGCGCGGGCAGCGACCAGCUGCAUUUGUACCUCGCGGAGCCAAAGUACGACCUCGAUGCGGGCCUUUUCUACCAAACCUGGAACGUCUGCAACCUCUGUUAUGCGCUCUACGAACGCGACCAGCUCCUCCUCCAAGUCGAAGCGAAGUUUUCCAUCAUGCUCGGGUGCCCGACCAAGCACAUGGCGGGCGGCGGCGUCACGUACAUCACCGAGCACGACGUGUGCAAGUCGCAGCCGCUUUUGACUGACUUGCCGACGGAGCUCACGCUGUGCCGGCUCAUGUUUUUUUUCACCGCGCUCUAUGACAUCCCAAAGGAGCUGUACGAAUCGGAGCGUGCGUCGGACCCCAAGCCGAAGCGGUCGCGGCUGUACCUGCGCUUCUCGGUGCUCGGCUACGACAACUUCAUUCCGCUGGACGCGCAAGCGAUGCGCGUGUCGCCGGCCAAAGGCGACGCCUCGUCGACCGCGCAGAGCUACUGGCUACCGCUCAACAUCAUGCGGUGCUUUCACUGCUUUGCGCCCAAGACGCCGCUCCAGUCCAAAGUUCGCGACACCUCGGGGCUCGGUAUCUACCUCGCGGACGAGUCGGCCGUCACGAUCGAGCUCAUACGAACGUCUGACACCGCGCAUGUCCACAACGAGAAGCGCGAGCGCAUCGUGCAGUGGAGCGGCAACAAAUGGGCAGCGCCACACACCGUGGGUCGUCGCAAGCCCGCGCUCACGAGUCCGCCCAACAAGUACAACGUGGUCCUGGGCUCGACCAGUGUCCAGAUGUUCCAGUUUCGGUCGUCGUAUGUGACCAAGACAGACGUCUACGCGAGUCUCUCGAUGGGCGACCUCUUCAAUCUCAAGGGCAAUGUCGGCUUUGAGCGGCUUCGCGUGAUCCAAACGCGGCACGUUCUCGCGCAGUACAAGCUGCGGCAGUACUGCGGCGUGUACGUUCCCGAUACGAGCUUUUGCACCAACGACAAGCUCGCAUCCGAGUGGAUGGACUCGGUCGUCGACGCGUUCGAUACCUCGCAACAAGACGUUGUCGUGCCCAAGGCCGGCAUGGACCUCUUUUUAAAGACCUUGCAUGGCUCGUCGGCGUCCUUGGCGUCGAGCCAAGCGGACAGCGAGCUCGAAGACCUUGUGGAAGCGUCGAGCCGUCAGCCGCCGCCAACCGCACCCGCGCAAGCGUACCAGACGCUGCAGCAUCUAGUUCAAGGCGUUGCCGAUGCCUCGUUGGAUGAGGACGAUGACACGUCGGACAGUGACGAAGACGACGAGGAUGACGACGAGGAUGACGCCGUGCCACGAGAGCGGACGCUGAGUGCGUCGAGCUCAUCCUCAGGGCUCUCGACUUGGUGCAUCACCAUCAUGCUCCACCGCAUCCACAACUGGGAUCCGUCCCCCGGUCGACGAGGGUGGGAGGCGCAGUACACCUUCCUCGGCCAGGUGCGUCGAGCAGCGCAGAAGCUGGACGAAGACGACAUUGCGCUCCACGGUCACGGCGACGACAUCGUCUUUGAUUCGACGCACAAGAACUACGUCCAAGGCGGGCUCGCGGCCAUCCAGCUCUUGUACGAAGCCGACGACGGCCUCUGCCGCGUCGCGCUCGUCCACCCGGACGAUGACGAGCGUCCGUUCGUCGACGUCGAGCUCUCGGGCUUGAAAGAGUGUCGGACCAUCGACGGAACCUUUACAAUUCAAACGUCUGCCGGUCGCAUGGACCACGCGACCAAGUCGGCGCAGUACCCUCCCUAUUUAUCCGUGUCCGUCUACGUUCUGCGCGUUGGCAGCGACGCCAAGAGCGAACGCGGCUUUGUCGCCAGUGGAUCGACGCCCGAAGGCCUCGUGCUCCUUCGGCGUCUGCCUUAA
This is a messenger RNA of Saprolegnia parasitica CBS 223.65, 3078 nucleotides long. RefSeq lists its product as hypothetical. The record is from RefSeq and is a predicted model, not a curated record. The transcript has 6 exons. The coding region runs from base 1 to 3078 and encodes 1025 amino acids. NCBI's taxonomy places the organism in Eukaryota, Oomycota, Saprolegniomycetes, Saprolegniales, Saprolegniaceae.